AUUAUGUUACCCUUAAAACCCUAUUUGCUCUUGCAAAAUUAGUUUGAGAUUAACGUAAUUUCCAGAAUCCACAGCUGACUCUUAUACAUUAACAAGGCUCACAUGCUCUUAUACUGCACUGUAAAUCUGUAACCUGAAAAUCUCUGUUAAUCAGUGUCUCUCAAAACUCAACCCAGACAAAAUGCUCUCAAACCAGCUGAGCUGUGACUUAUUAUAAUACUUUCAUUCUAAAAUAUUUUUCUACGUCUUCAUCCUUGUCUCCGUCCUGAUCUGUACCUCCCCUCUGGACCCAUAAAAUCAAUCUCAUUUAUCUUAGUGGAUGAUAUCUUUCUCGUCAAAGAUCAAGUAGUUUCAUCAGAGCUUUGGAGGUUUGACCCAACGCGUUAAGGAUUCUGCUGAAACUCAGAAACGAGAGAAAAACACACAAUGACAAGAGAUGUCAAAUCAGUUUCUGUAUUUCAGAUGAAAGCAGCAGAUUUACUGUACAUCCCAUUGUUUGCUCCUCCGGAAAAUUUCACACUUCAUUUUAUAGUCUGUUAUAAUGAGGAAGAGAAAGGUAACGAGGAGGAAAAAGGACUUUGCUCACAAACAUUUCACAUCGUGUGCAAGUCUUGUGAUGUUGCAGAAACGUUUCUGAUUGUCGCAGAGAACAGACGCUGAGUGACAUCUGUCAGGUAAAGACUACUCAGAAUUUCCUUUAUACAGUCCAACCUUUGUUUUCAGAAAACAUUGGGUUUUUUAAAUUAUUUUUAAACCAAGUAAUUUGCACUCUUUAGAAUAAACUGCACGACCUCCUGAGAAUCACUGCAAUCUGUCAUUCAUUAAGGGUUGUUCACUACUGAAGUUCUAAUGUUAAAUUGUAAAUCAAUUGGAAAAUAUUGAGCUUUAGUAAUGAAUGAAGGAAUCAUUGGCUCUCCAUCGUGUAUAUCAGGUAAUAUAGUUAUUAGCAAACUGUGUGCUGCUGCGACGGUAUUGGUCAUGGAGUGGAAGAGCAACCUGAGGCGCACCCAGUCGCUGAGCGGCCCCUUGUCAUGUGACCAGCCCACCUGGACAAAGGCAGGGCUGCAAGACAGACAGACAGCAUCUGUGUCGCAGCUGGUUGCCAGGUAUCAAACUACAGUGGAAGUGACUGCAAAUAUUCAAAAAACUGUAAAUAACAAUGAAGCAAAGAGAAAGCACGUGUUGAAAGAGAUAACUCCAUCUCUCGUGGAGACUGAACAGACUUGUCUGGAGGCUCUGUUGAGGAGAAAUGAUGAGAAGGAACGAUCUAGAGCCAGGAUCAAUCUGGCUCGCAGUAGGUCAGUGGGGAGCCUUCAAAACAGCGUCGGGACAAUUGAGGCCCUGAAGGCUCUGUUUGAGUCAAAGGCAGUGGCACAGAACAAGACGAAGGGCAGUGUCAGAGCUCCGAGUCUCCGGUCAUCCUGCAAGGAAGAGGACAUCACGCAGACGAUGAACGAGGCGAAGAGCCCUGCAGAGAAACCGACGACCCAAGUUCCUGCUGUCGCUCCGGUUAAUGAUGUGAACGAAGAUAACGUGACCGAGAAGGUGGUGAAUCAGACCUGGCUGGAGAGGAGAAAAACAAUAGGGGGUAUUGAUUUUGAAAACACUGCAGCCUCUCAGGCUGAUGAAAAGAGGAGAUCAAUUGCAGAUUUCAGAGACAGCUCCUUCAUCCAAACCAAGGAGAAACUCUGUGUCUCAGUCAAAGCUAUAUCUGCUCUCUAUCUGUCAAAGGUGGCACCUCAGGAAUCAACAAACAGCAUUUUAAAACUGACACAAGAUCAUUCAUUUGAACCCAGGGAAAGAGUCAAACUAAGCAAGAUGGCAGAAGAGGAAAAAGUGCAGAAGAAAUGUAACCUUCCUCCACCUCCUUCAACCAGAAAUGAGCCAGGGACAGAUGACAUCUCUGGGGCACAUUUCCAACAGUCUAUGCCAUCCCAGCUUUCUAAAGAAAAGUUACACCAUCAGCGGCAGAAAUGUGAGCUGAGAAGGCUCCUGAAGCACACUCACCCAGAGCUGAAGAUGUUGGAUGAUGUUGUGGAUGACGAGCUUGCUGAGGUUUUGAGCACAGAAACUGGGGUGACAACUGGUGAAACUGGAUACGAGGGAGAGGUCCUUUCAAGAUGUUUGUUAUUUGAGAACUGUGCCUUGAGUGACAAAGUAUCUCCUUACACUCCCCAGAGGCACAUGGCAGAGAGAACAGUGGAAAGAGGCAAUGUUGGUAAAUCAUCGGCUGUAUUUGAGGGGCAUGAUGAGAAGCCAUGUGGUGAAAGUGUUAAAGGGAUUGUGGAGGAUGCCAAAACACUGGGUUCUAGUCCAGAUCCUAAUACAGAAGGUGAGGAGGAGAUAAGAAUAGAUGUUCAGGCUACCAGAAGGAUGUUUGAGAGUCAGUCUGUGUUUGGAUGUACCAAACUAAAUCCAGAUAACAAGUUCCAGGGGAAAAUUUCUGUUUGUGGGGACGAGGCAGGGGCAGUCCAAAAAAGAAAACAGGAAUGCAGUAAAGUGAAUCUACACAGCAAAAACAAAAGCAGUGCAUGUACCAAAAGUCUUGAUUUAACAGAUCAAGAACAAGGACCAUCUGUUCACAGCACUAACCACAAGCUGUCUGGUAGGGAAGAGAUUUUCACUGCUGAAACAGUCUUUGAAGAUGAGCUGACAACCCUUCCUGAUCCCAAAAGAUUUGGAGAAGUAAUCAAAACUAGUGUGACUCUUUUCAAAAACAAUCCAUUUAUCCAAACAAAGAUAGAAAAAGAGCAGUCGUUUGUGCAUACAUCAAAAUCCUACAAACCAGUAGGUGACGGCAUGCCAGCUCAGGACUGUCUGAUCACUAAUGUCAAGAACAGAGCCCAUUUGUUUGAAUCUAUGCCAUUUGACAAAAUUAGGCAGCAAAACCAGGAUGAGCUUGAGACAAUGGUGGAGAACAUAAAGAAAACAUUAAAUUGCCUUCAUCACAUUAAUGCCAUACAUUCAGGUGGCUCAAUCAUUGAGGUGAAUGAAACAAUGAUAGCUAAAAAGGCCAAAUUCACACUGUCAGAGGGUGGACCUCUGAUAAAUUACAGUGAGGUGGCUGAAGGUGGUGCACAAAACUUCAUACUCCAGUUGCUCCCACGUGCAAACCUAAAGCCUCAGAUCACUUACCUAAAGGAGAACAGUAAAGGAAGUAUGGAGACCAUUAUGGUGAAUGUACCUGUGCACCAGCAUCAGUUCACUACCAACCAGGACACAGAGUUUAAAACUGCCAAUGUGGUGCAGGUUGUUGAGGAUAUUCUUAAUCAGGAUAACUCUUUGAGGAAAGGAGUUAUAAUCCAGGAGGAUGUGGACAGAUGUGCCGAAGUCAUUGUUUACUCCCUCUACAAUUAUGCUGAUCUGGAAGAUGUGAAAAGAUACUGUCCACAAAUUUCACAGUAUGAUGAUCCAGAGCCAAAAAAAGGUGAUGUGAGUAAAACACACGAUGAAGAACUACAAAAAGGUGGUACUGAAUCAACUAGAAACUACCUUCUUGAAACUUCUAAAGACCAAACCUGCCAAGAAUCAAUAAGGCCUGAAAUCACAACAAAAGGCAAUGUAAAACUGUUCAAGAGUUGCAUUGAAAGGGGAGAUAUGGAGUAUCUGAAAAGCCUUCAGGCACAGCCAACAGUGCAAGAACAAGAACUCUCCACUGACCAAAAUGUGGCUGGACAAGACAAGGACCUUCAUCGUGAACAGACAGGUGAUCAGACAGAGGAGAGUACUUCAGAAUGGGUCCCAGUGGAUGUACAAAGACUGAGAAACAUGUUCUCUGGAGAUCACAGACCAUCGCAACCAAGGCAAAAUGUAUGUGAAAAUCUUUUCCAAACUGCCACAAUUUCCUGUGCAUCCUCAGGUCAAAAUGUGCCUCUUGGAAAGAGCCAGUCCUCAACAGAAUUCAAGGUUGGUGUAUUCUGCUAUGGACAACCAAAUAAUAGCUUCACGUACUGUGAUGCCCAAACACAAAAAGAAGCUUGCAACUCUGCAGUUGUACCACAGGGAUCAUACCAACAUCUUGACUCGCAGGAUGAUGACAAGGUCCACCAGGCUGAAUUAGUCGAGGUGAUAGAUGAUGAUGAGAUCUCUGACCUGCAAAUUGCAAUACAUAGCCUACAACAGGCCACUAUCGAGGCCAAAACUUUGCAUCAGUCAUCACAAGAAAAACAGAAAUUUCUUGCUCAACAAUCUGCAAAGGAAACCGUAGUCUCAGUUACAACAGGAAAUGUUAAACACUCAAGAACAAAAGCAGAAUUACCUCAAGAAAAUGAAGACCAAAAAGACGACCCAUGCACAGAGCCAGUGUGGGAUGAAUUCUCCUCAGCCUCCAGCAUCACCUCAGAACAUGAACUGGACCAUCAACACGAGAAUACAGAGAUAUGCCGUAAAGACACUAAGUCUGAAAAAGUACAAACUACGGAGACAUGCAGCAAAAUGGAUCAAAAGUGCACAGAAGUGGUCCAGAAAUCUGUUAUGGUGUCUGUACAUAGUUCAGAAACAACAACUGCACAGCAAGAGGAUGAGGAAGUUGCUCUUCAGGGCAAAUUUCAAGAAGCUUUGAAUUCACUGGAGAGAUCCAAUGUUAAUGUCACUAGGGGAGAUUUCAGAGCAGCUAUGAUAUACAGAAACUCCUCCAAACCUCACAAAGAAAGGUCAGAAAAUGUGGAUGUUGAGUGUCUUGAAAAGUCCACCAAUGACGUGUUUUGUCCUGUGACUGAACCUAAAUCAGCUCAAGAACUGUUGAACCAAGAGGUCACCAAAUUGACUGCAGCAAAUUCAGAUCUUCCAAACCAAAGUGAAACCCUAAAUAAAGUAUCUACAAGAUCUACAAGUGCUGUCUUGGAGAAAGGCAGAAAGUCCGUUGGUCCAAAACCAGCAAUCCCACCUAAACCUGAGCAUUUGAAAGUGAAACAAAAAGACAUUCAAUCAACCAAUGCAAAAAAUCCUGAGAUUACCCAAACUAAUUAUAUAAGACCCAAAGAAGCAGUCCCUCAAUCAUUUCCAGUUGUUCAAGUACAUAAGCAAGACCUAUUCAAGAUUAACAAUAGUGUAAAUUCAAGGUCUGAUUUAGUGGACCUUCAGAGAAGUGAGCUUUCUGAUGAUGCUGUACCUGUGUCUCAGGAAACUGAAGUAAGGCCUCAAGCCCAAGGUUCAGUCAUCACCUUGGUAUGUAAUAACACAGAUGAAAAUAUUAUCAAUCAACAUCAGGAGAAAAAUGUGAUAGCACAUGAGAAAAACCCUCAGGAUUUCUCAGUCAAAGAGAAAACAAAUGAAACAGAUGAAAGCCAUGUAGAUUUUCAUGAAGAAUGCAAGAAAUUUGUGGGUAAAAAGACACUCUCAAUGAAGAAUGCACCCGUAAAGCCAAAAAGAGUAAAAAUUGCCCAGUCAGACAACAAAAAAACAGACCACGCGUCUGUAGAUAGUAAUUCCUCAAUUCUCACACAUGUGAUUGAAGAACCACAACAAUCACUCUCUGGUCAAUCAUGCAAUGACCCAAACAUCUGUGGACAAACUGCUGACAACAAAGACAAAGUUGAGAUGAGGGCAAAGAAAGGGCGAACUGAGACAGAGGACGAACGCCGACAGCGUCUGUCAGUUCACAUGGAUGAGAUCAUAAGAGGGAAUAUAACAGCAGCCAUGGAAAUUUUUGACAACUUGCGAAAGCAGGAGGAAUUGCAGAGCAUUCUCAGUAGAGUAGAAGAAAUUGAACAGGACACAAGCGAGGUUGACGUAGGGUCUCUGAGACGAGUAUUUGAGAAUGUCCCUGACUGGGUUGUCAGCUCUGACAAAAAGAAACAAAAGAAGGUAGAAGUAGAAAACAAAGAAGAGAGGAUUCCAUUAAUAAGAGACAACACCAAAAGCAAGUCCUCGAUGGCACAUGUUUUUGGGGAUCUUGAGCGAGCUAGUGAAGAAAUCAUUAAUCUAAAAGAACAGACUUUAGCCAGACUCAUGGACAUAGAGGGAGCCAUAAAGAAGGCUCUUUAUUCUGUCUCCACUUUGAAAUCUGACUCAGACAUUGCUGGUUUAUCAUGCCUAUUUAAAGAGUCACUAGGGAGCGUGGAAGGGUCCCCGUCCUCUGGUAAUAUUAGUAAAAUUAGCAUCGGCUCAAGCAAAACAAAAUCACUGCCGACACAGGUAAUUUGUACACCACAGGAAAACAAAGCUCUGUCUGUUAGUCAAAGUGCAAGCAUUGAAACAGCCUCUGCAAAACAACGAACAAGUCCUCCCUCUUCACCUGCCUUCAUCUCCAUCCAGUCAGCUGCUAGAAAGACAAAUAAAACAGAGGUUCCUCCUCCAGAGAACAAAGUCUGCCCAACAUGUCAACACGGCCCAAAGACAGAGGAGAAAUUCCGGACAACAAAAACCCUGACAUGCAACAGCCCUGCUCAGAACAGAAAAAGGGACCCCAAAAAGGGAAGUCAAAAACAAUCCUCUUACAACCAAAUGAACCCUAAACGAGAGCUCAGUGUAUUCGAGGUGCAGACCGACCAUGAGGGAAACAAUAUUAUGGGCACCAAAACAGUAACAGAGAACUAUGAGAGAACUGAUAACUUUGGAAACCGGUUUUACUCUUCUACAACUUCCACUUUUUUCACUGCCCAGCCGGAGUUGACAGCAUCCACAGGUCAGGCAUUGGUCAGUCCAGCUACGUAUCAGGUCACAAAGUAUCCCGAAGUUCAGCUGCCGAUCAAUCAGAAACCUUAAACCAUUCAUAGACAGGUGUGGUUUGUUCGCCAUUAGUUUCCAUAUUCUGAACGAGGAGGUUCUUUUGCACAUAAUUGUAUUUGCUAAGAUCUGAAUCAUGUUGGUUAUUAUGACUUGUUUGUACGUUAUAUUUUUACUUAGGCUUUUGUGAAUUUCAGAUUUUCUUACUGAUGCUUGAGUUUACUUUUAGCUUGCAUUCGUUGUUUUUGAUUUGCAUUUGAAAUUAAAUAUGUAUUAUUGGUU
Messenger RNA from Scatophagus argus, 6948 nucleotides. Its product is annotated as xin actin-binding repeat-containing protein 1. The transcript has 7 exons. Gene Ontology annotation, cellular component: focal adhesion; stress fiber; plasma membrane. Bases 892 to 6705 code for a protein of 1937 amino acids. Gene Ontology annotation, molecular function: actin filament binding. NCBI's taxonomy places the organism in Eukaryota, Metazoa, Chordata, Actinopteri, Scatophagidae. Gene Ontology annotation, biological process: actin filament bundle assembly; actin cytoskeleton organization. The record is from RefSeq and is a predicted model, not a curated record.